UCUCACAGUCGUCGUUGCUUGUCAAACAGAAGUACACUACACCUGUAGGCCUACAACUGAGAAGACAACAAAAAAAAAAACUUUUGUAUCUUUUAGUUGCCUUUUAUCACCCCUCAUCAGCUUACCUCAGUUCACCCAUCAGAGCUGUAAGGAGCUGAAUUUACUUUGAGAGUGGUGAAAAAGAGAGAUUAGAGAAACAGAGGAGGGCGUGACAGUGAGCCAGCGAGCAGUCAAGCUGCUACUGCAAGGAGAGGAAGAGCAGGCUAUGCACCAGCCAAAGCCAGAGGUCAAGAAAAAAAGAGACAGGAUAGUGAAAAGGUAGACUUUGAGGGAGCAGGAGGUCAUUUGUGAUCUUUGACACAAAAAACAGGACACCAGCCUCUCUUUGUUGUUGCGUGGGCCACCGCGUGAGGAGGAUGUGAGGGAGUGCAAGAGAAAGCACAGGAGGCAACUGCAAGAAAGAAAGACAAGAACAUGCUCUCAGAGAUGAUGUGCAGGAGGAGAUGCCAGCAGCAGCAUCAGGAUGGACAAGAGGCUCUGCAGAGAGACGCUGCCAGCCGCAGGAAGCACGGCUGGUCCAAGAGCUGCAAGGGGCGGAGGACAGUGGGGGGAGGGUGGUCAGGAGGGGGCAAUCAUCAUCAUCACCACCACCAGCACCCACAACAUAAUCAUCAACAUCAUCCCCUACACCUUCAGAGGCCAGUGAUGUCACUCCGGCCUAUCAACCUCAAGGGGAACAGGGUGAGGGGAAUGCGGGCCCCGAAGAACACCAACCAGUUUCUGAUGCACGAGAAGUAUCAGAUGCUGCACAUGCGCUCAGAUUCAGUGGGGAGCGACAGUGGCAGCAGCUCAGACAGCGACACAGAGCUCACCGACAUGGACUCGUACCUGGGGGUCCUGGAGAAUGCCAGAGGAGCUCUUCUGGACAGUCCCAACCCACACGGCUCAACAACGCCACCGGGGCAGUUUCUGGUACUGCACGAGGACAGUCUACAUCUACAUGAGGACAAUCUGCAUUUGCAGGAGGACAGUCCAUGUCUGCCUGAGGACAGCAUGCAGUAUUUCCCCUCCGAGGACGACCUGAUGCAGAGCCAGAAUUUCAUGCAGAGGGAUUUUGUUGAGUUCUGUGACAUCCUGAAGGGAAACUUUCAGGGAGCCAUUUUGUUCCCUGCAGUGUGAGACUCAAAACUGAAGGGUGCCAGGUUUGUUCAACUACAUGUUCACAACAAGUUGAUGAAUUUCCAUCAUGUUCAGUCAAUUUAGCCUUAAACGCUGAAGUGUGUGUCUACAGACUGAGUUCACUGUAUUUAGCAGGAACUAACCUGCACUUACAUGUCUUACUGUGUCUUUUCAGACACUGGCACUGAUGUCCUAUUGAAAGUGCACAGAAAGUGGACUUAUCUCACCACGUUAACAUUUUU
Molecule: messenger RNA, 1421 nt
Organism: Solea solea (common sole)
Lineage: Eukaryota; Metazoa; Chordata; Actinopteri; Pleuronectiformes; Soleidae
Product: coiled-coil domain-containing glutamate-rich protein 1
Exons: 1
Coding region: 475-1179 (234 amino acids)
Source: RefSeq, a predicted model, not a curated record